Messenger RNA from Eruca vesicaria subsp. sativa (arugula), 1857 nucleotides. Lineage: Eukaryota; Viridiplantae; Streptophyta; Magnoliopsida; Brassicales; Brassicaceae. The record is from the annotation of a GenBank genome assembly.
AUGAUGAUGAAUACUCACAACGAUUCCUGCGAUUUCGUCACCGUAGAGCCCGAAUCAAACCCAGACUCACUCCAGCAAUGGCUCUCCGUCGUCGAAAACGGAAAGACGACGCGAACACGACGUUCAGAUAUCUCCACGAUGGCGAAGAAGCACCUCUCCUCUCUAGGUUGGCUCUUCGCUUACUUUAAGAAGAAUAAGAGACGAGAGCUUCGGUAUAAGUCUCCGGAGGGGAAGUGGUUUUACUCUUUGGCUACGGCUUGUUCGAGCUGUGUCAAUGAAGAAGAAGAGAUAAUCGUUCUCGAAUCUGAAUCUCCGAGGAAUCUCGCUUUAGUUGCGAUCGAAACGGUUGGGGAUGAUAAUGUGAAGAAGAAGAGGGGGAAGAGAGUGAAGGAUUGUGAAACGGCUGCGUUUAGUGGGAAGAAGAGGAAGAAGAGAGUGAAGAAUUGUGAAACGGCAGCGUUUAAGGGGAAGAAGAGGAUGAAGAGAGUUGAGGAUUGUGAAACGGCAGCGUUUAAUGGGACUAAAGGACUUGACAAUGUUGAUGUGUUGAAGAGGAGGAAAAGAGGGAAUGAUUGUGAAACGACAGCGUUUAAUUUGAGCAAGACUGUUGUCAGUGUUGAUGUGUUGAAGAAGAGGAAGAGAGUGAAGUAUUGUGAAACGGCAGCGUUUAAUGAAGUAGCUACUAAAGAAGAGAAGAAUGGUUUGUCUAUAGUGAACAAACUCAUUCUAAAUGUUGAUGUUUUGAAGAGAAAGAGAGUGAAUGACUGUGAAACGGCUGCGUUUAAUCCUUUAUCUGAUGUAAUAAACCAACAAGAGAAGAAGAGAGUGGCUGCUAAUGUUGAUGUAAGGCCCAGGUAUGAGAAGUCGUUGAGGAAGGUCUUACAAGUGAUGGAGAAGAAGAACAAAAAGUGUGAAAAGGAGUCUAUAAGAUUCUGGAGGAAAGACUGUGGUCCAGAGAAGAACUGUGACGUGUGUUGUGUUUGUCAUUACGGUGGAGACUUGCUUCUAUGCGAUGGUUGUCCUUCAGCAUUUCACCAUACUUGCAUUGGGUUACCGAAUCUUCCAGAGGAAGAGCUCUGGUUCUGUCCUUGUUGCUGCUGUGAUAUCUGUGGAUCAAUGGUAACGUUGGGUAACAGCAAGUUGAUGACUUGUGAGCAGUGUCAAAGAAGGUUUCAUCUAAAGUGUUUGAAAGAAGGGACUUGUCUUGUUUCGUUUAGAGGAUGGUUCUGUAGUAAGCAAUGCAGUAGAGUGUAUUCAUCGCUUCAGAGUCUUUUAGGACGUAAGAUUGUGGUAGGGGAAGAGGGUUUGGUUUGGAGUUUGAUUAGAGCUCCUAAUGACGAUGAACAUUACGAUGAUGAACAAAUGUCUAAGCUAGACUCUGCUGUUGAGAUACUUCACCAAGGUUUUGAGCCUUCAACGGAUCCUUUCUCUGGGAGAGAUCUCGUUGAGGAGUUGAUAUACAGGAAGGACGCAGAUGGUGUGGGUCGUGGGUUUUACACGGUUUUGAUCGAGAGGGGGAAUGACCCUGUUACUGUGGCUGCAGUGAGAGUUGAUAAAGAUGUAGCUGAGAUCCCUUUGGUGGCGACAUUGUUUAACUACAGGAGAAGUGGGAUGUGUAGAGUGCUUAUGGAUGAGUUGGAGAAGCAGAUGUUUAAAAUGGGAGUUCGUAGAUUGGUCUUGCCUGCUGCUAGAGAUGUUGUGAGUACUUGGUCUCAAGGGUUUGGGUUCAAGGUGAUGGAGAGUUGGGAGAGGUUGGAGUUUGUGAAACAUGGGAUGCUUGAUUUUGUUGGUACUGUGAUGUGCCAUAAGUUUCUGAGGGGGAGGGAAGUUUCAGGAGAGUCAAGCUUAACGGAAUAG